GCCCUCCCUUACAAUUAUAAAUGAAGCCACAUACUACUGUUAUUAAUGAAAAAAGAACAAAAAAAAAAAAAAAAAAAGAGACAUAAGACACAAAGAGAGGGAAGGGGGGAGAGAGAGAGUGUGUGUGUUGUUUGCUAAGCGGAGCUUAAAUAAAAGCGAUGAAUGUCGGCUGCCUAGUUCUUUAAUCUCUCCUCUUUAUUUCUCAAAGGAUCUCUUCUUUUAAAGAUUUAUUUAUUCCAUUUCUAUAUAUAUCAGUCUAUUUCUAAUUCUAUCCUUAUCCCUCUCUGGAUCCAUUCAGUCCAUUUCUAUCUCUGUCGCGAGAAGAUCUCGCAUUUCCUUAGCUGGAGAUCCUAUAAUCAUAGAAUGAGAUAGUUCGCUUUAAGUCUAGCUCUCAUUUUCUUGUUUGGUUGCCCAGAAAGUUCAGUUCAGCAUCAAAGCAACCGGAAAAGUAAGCUUUCUCAGUAGAAGAUUUAAUCAUUUAUCAGCUCUGACUAAGCUUAACUAUUUAUUGAAUUUUGGAGGAUGAGUUGGGAUCCACAUAUGGAGGUUCAAUACAUAAACAGUAACUACCCUUAUAAUAGUGCUGGCAGCUUUAUCGAAUAUUUUGAAGGUCUUACUUAUCAACAUGUCAAUUUUAUUUUCGACGGUGCUUCUCAUGUCCAGGAGAGUGUGUACCCAUCCAUGACUUCAAGCUUUUACAAGUUUGGCCCAUCUGAUUCUGGCAGUAUUUCAUAUUAUGAUCAUCGUAAUGAUCAUAGUUACGAGGUGAAUAACCAUGACCUGUGCAUUGAUGAAUAUAGAAGGGCAUCAGAUAGUUCCUUGUCAGGGAGUAAUGGACAGACUGCAGCAAUGAAUGUGGAAUGGGAAAGAAACGCACAUGCAACUUCACUUGAAAACUCGGUAGAUUGUCCACGGAGACAACAUAAUGCUCAUGAUUACCAGGUUAUUUGGCAAGAUUGUGUUGAUCCUGACAACAUGACAUAUGAGGAAUUACUUGAGUUAGGGGAGAGUGUUGGAACACAAAGUCGGGGUCUCACCCAAGAACUUAUUUCAUUGCUACCUGUUUCAAAAUACAAGUGCAGCUUAUUCUCAAGGAAGAAAUCAAGGAAAGAGAGAUGUGUAAUUUGCCAGAUGGAAUAUAAAAGAGGUGAGAGACAGAUUACCCUACCUUGCAAGCAUGUCUACCAUGCUGGGUGUGGCACCAGAUGGCUUAGCAUCAAUAAGGCUUGCCCUAUAUGUUAUACGGAGGUGUUUGGCAAUGGAUCAAAACAUUAAGGGACAAUGACGAUGAACAUAAAGAAAAUAUUCGUAUGCUAUAAAUAUUUUUGGGUUGGAUUUGGGUAUUUCCCCCUAAUACGAAGAUGUUCUAUUUCGACCUUUUACGUUGUUUAACAGAAGAAUAGUUGAUUUUGACUUUUGCAAUAAUUGAAAGGGAGUAUGGAUAUGGUAGAAUAUGGAUGUGUUAACUAGAAAAAGCGGGGGUUGUAUAAAGUCUUCGAUAAUGUUUGUCGUAUUCAAAUUAUUGUCCAUUUCCUAUGCAUUUUCCUCAUAA
Gossypium arboreum is the source of this 1552-nucleotide messenger RNA. RefSeq names its product E3 ubiquitin-protein ligase BIG BROTHER-like. Gene Ontology annotation, molecular function: ubiquitin-protein transferase activity; ubiquitin conjugating enzyme binding. Bases 523 to 1275 code for a protein of 250 amino acids. The record is from RefSeq and is a predicted model, not a curated record. Gene Ontology annotation, biological process: protein ubiquitination; negative regulation of organ growth. NCBI's taxonomy places the organism in Eukaryota, Viridiplantae, Streptophyta, Magnoliopsida, Malvales, Malvaceae. The transcript is spliced from 8 exons.